Diplodia corticola is the source of this 1185-nucleotide messenger RNA. RefSeq names its product sorbitol dehydrogenase. The transcript is spliced from 4 exons. The record is from RefSeq and is a predicted model, not a curated record. Gene Ontology annotation, biological process: D-sorbitol catabolic process. Lineage: Eukaryota; Fungi; Ascomycota; Dothideomycetes; Botryosphaeriales; Botryosphaeriaceae. Bases 1 to 1185 code for a protein of 394 amino acids. Gene Ontology annotation, molecular function: L-iditol 2-dehydrogenase (NAD+) activity; zinc ion binding.
AUGGCUCCUUGGGCGAUCGCGGAAUACCCACCGGAGGCCAAUGAUACCGGCAAAUGCGCCAUUCGGGCUUCCGUCCUGCAUGGGCCACGCGACCUUCGCAUCGAAACACGGCAACUUCCCGACCCACUGCCUCACGAGCUGCAGGUUGCCGUCCGUGCCACCGGCAUCUGCGGCAGCGAUGUUUCCUAUUACAGCAAGUUCCGCAACGGCGACCUGUGCGCCGUGGCGCCGCUGUCUCUGGGCCACGAGUCCGCCGGCAUGGUCGUGGCCGUUGGUGAGCAGGUGCCCGCCAAUACCUUCCGGGUCGGUGACAGGGUGGCACUGGAGGUCGGCGUGCCAUGCGACUCCUGCAAAUCCUGCCUGCGCGGCAGAUACAACUUGUGCCCCAAGAUGAGGUUCAGGAGCAGCGCCAAAAGCGUCCCUCACUUCCAGGGGACGCUACAGGAGCGUAUCAACCACCCGGCGAAGUGGUGUCACAAAAUCCCUGACCAUGUGUCACUGGAGACUGCUGCCCUGCUUGAGCCGUUGUCUGUAGCGGUCCAUGCGGUGAGAAGGGCAGCGGUGGAACCGGGUGAUACUGCUGUUGUCUUUGGUGCUGGCACCGUGGGGCUCCUGACAGCAGCGAUGGCCAAGACGUCUGGAGCUACGACGGUCCUUAUUGCCGAUAUCGACAUCGGUCGAGUUGAGUACGCCCUCAGGAACGGCUAUGCCACUCGGGGAUAUGUUGUGUCGACGUGUGCUCAGCCGCAGGAAACGAGCGAGAAGCUCGCGGCGGCCGAGGCAAUUGCUGAUGACGUCGUCGAGAUUGCGUGUGCUGGCGAGCUGGACGCGGAGGGUGCAGACACGACUUUCGACUGUACGGGAAAAGAGAUGUGCAUGCAAGCCGGUCUCUUUGCCACAAGGCCGGGCGGCAAGCUGAUCAUGGUCGGCAUGGGGACACCCAUCCAGACGCUUCCCAUGUCGGCUUCUCAUCUGAAGGAGGUUGACAUUAUCGGCAUCUUUCGAUACGCCAACACAUACCCGACAGGCAUGAAGAUCAUCUCGUCCGGGGCGCUGCCGAACUUGGAUAUGAUGGUCACGCACCGCUUCAGCGGGCUAGAGUCUGCAGAGGAGGCCUUUGAGCUCGCAGGGAGGACGGCUGACGACGAUGGAAAGCUUGUGCUAAAGGUGCUGAUUGAGUAUUGA